CCGAAGUUUUAACAAGAGAAAAAAAUCACAAGAAUAUACACAAAUGUACAACUUGUUGGUUGCUGCUACAUACACAAUAAACCAACUUUUAGGUAAUUGCACCUGGCUAAAAUAGAGUUGGUUGGUGUCUCGGUGGUGUAAUUUACUCUUCACCUUAAACCACACUAUUCAAUUCACUUUACAACAUCCAUUUUAAGCCAAACUUUAUUACAAGGCAGAAAGUCGAUAGUGUUUUCUUAGUUCUUCCAGCAGGAUCUCUGAAGUAUACGUUUGAAGUGCUCAAGUUGAUUUGCUGCAAAUAACUUGAAAAUACUUUGUCAUCGUCACAAUGAGUGGAGAUGGAGAAGAGAGUGGCGAAACUUCGGGGCCAAUUAUUCAAGAUAUUGAGUUCGAAGAUCUCAAGAAAGGUCUAAUUGAUGAUGGAACUCUUAAGCUUGUCGACGUCAGAGAUCCGCAAGAGUUGGAGACUCAGGGAAAAAUUCCAAAAUCAAUCAACAUCCCUCUUCCCGAAAUCCCUGAUGCCUUCAGGAACCUGUCGAACGAAGAGUUCUCCAGCAAGUAUGGGUUUUCGAAAAAUGAUGACAAUCUUGUGUUCUCGUGUCGCUCUGGAAGAAGAGCAGAAGCCGCGAUCAACCAUGUCUUUGGUGGAGACCCUUCAAUAUCGAAAUUCCGAUUGUACCGUGGGAGCUUUAUGGAUUGGGAGGCAAAAGGAGGGCCAAUAGAGAAGCCUUAAUUUUUUUUACAAUGACAAUCCAAAACAAGACAUUUUCCAGUAAUAUAUCAAAACUAUGUAUUGUAUUUCACAAUUUAAUUGUAUCAAUGUUUAAAAAUCAUAUUCAUAUCAAAUAAUUCUUAUGGGUGAAACAAGCAAUAGUUUCAGACGAAUUAAGUAAAUGUGACAAAUUGCCAAUAUUUGACGUCAAAUGUGUAUCUAUUUUACCAAAGUACAACAUAAAUAUGCAAUAUUAUUCAAACUUCUACUCAAAUCAGUUUUAAGCUUUGUCGCUCUCGACUCUUGUGAAUAUUAAAAUGAAAUAAAUACUUUUUCAAAUUCUUUAA
Molecule: messenger RNA, 1059 nt
Organism: Folsomia candida
Lineage: Eukaryota; Metazoa; Arthropoda; Collembola; Entomobryomorpha; Isotomidae
Product: putative thiosulfate sulfurtransferase, mitochondrial
Exons: 6
Coding region: 329-733 (134 amino acids)
Cellular component (GO): mitochondrion
Molecular function (GO): thiosulfate-cyanide sulfurtransferase activity
Source: RefSeq, a predicted model, not a curated record